Molecule: messenger RNA, 1079 nt
Organism: Bicyclus anynana (squinting bush brown)
Lineage: Eukaryota; Metazoa; Arthropoda; Insecta; Lepidoptera; Nymphalidae
Gene: mRpL28
Product: 39S ribosomal protein L28, mitochondrial
Exons: 5
Coding region: 140-988 (282 amino acids)
Cellular component (GO): mitochondrial large ribosomal subunit
Molecular function (GO): structural constituent of ribosome
Source: RefSeq, a predicted model, not a curated record
AAAAUAUCUAAUGUUAUGUCAAUUGUCAAUGUCAAAAUUUGACAAGAAUUACAACACCAACCAAGUAAUAUAAUUUCAUUGAAAAUUUUAAUUAAUUUUAUAAUUUAUCUUGCCCAUGUUGUUUGCAAAUAAAAAUUAGAUGGCAUCUUCUCGUAUACAGGCGACAGCUCGCCAAUUGUCGAGAACGUUUAAGAAAAAGACGCGAUUCGAAAUUGGAAUAGCAAGUGAACUACCGCUUGCUUACAAGAAAUUCUGGCGUGAAUGGAAGGUGCUGAAACCUGCAGCCGUACAUUUCAUACCGCAGGAGGGAAAGUGGAGACGGGAUGAGCUGACGGGUGAAACACUGCCAGUGCAGAAUGUAUCUUUACCUCUGAAACAUCCAGCUGAAAUACAUGAAGGCAUAUGGGGUGGAGAAGCUGUCAUAAAAGGUUUUCAAAAAAGAGAUCCCCAACGUCGUAGGGUCCCGCAUUACUGGGUGCCUGUUCUCAAGAGGACUGUUGUAAAAUCUGAAGUCCUAAAUACACAUCUGUCCGUCACAGUAACUGAUAGAACAAUUAAACUUAUCAAUGAUCACUAUGGUUUUGACCAUUACUUGCUCAAGACACCCGCUUGCGACCUAAUAUCAAUGCUAGCAUUAAAAUUGAAAAAGCAAAUACUUACGGAACUGAUGAAUGGAUGCCCGAGAUAUAUGCACGACCCAGCAAAGCAGAAGACUGUGUAUGAGGAGUAUAAAACAUAUUUGACCUCUUAUACACCUGAAGAAAUUGAGUGGUAUGGGCUAACAUGGUAUGAAGCCCUCAGUAAAGUGGCCAAGUUGAAGGAGGCUGCCAAUAGACCAGUUCCUUUAAAAAAUAUCUAUAGAAAAAAUCUAGUAGAAAAAUUGAAGGCUGCUGAAAUGGAGAACGAAAAGAGUGCUACUGAUGAUAUAGCCACAACAACUUCUUGGUUGUCAAAGAUGAAUCCAUUCGGUAAGAAGGAUGAAGCUUAGUGUGUUGUGUAGAAAUGUUUUAUUUAAAAUUGUUGUGUUAUAGACGAAAUGUAUCUUUGAAAAUGAAUAGAAAUAUAGAUAUUGCUGCCUA